This is a messenger RNA of Numida meleagris (helmeted guineafowl), 311 nucleotides long. Its product is annotated as histone H2A-IV-like. Gene Ontology annotation, molecular function: protein heterodimerization activity; structural constituent of chromatin; DNA binding. Gene Ontology annotation, cellular component: nucleosome. The record is from RefSeq and is a predicted model, not a curated record. Lineage: Eukaryota; Metazoa; Chordata; Aves; Galliformes; Numididae.
CCGGUGUACCUGGCGGCCGUGCUGGAGUACCUGACGGCCGAGAUCCUGGAGCUGGCGGGCAACGCGGCCCGCGACAACAAGAAGACGCGCAUCAUCCCGCGCCACCUGCAGCUGGCCAUCCGCAACGACGAGGAGCUCAACAAGCUGCUGGGCAAGGUCACCAUCGCGCAGGGUGGGGUGUUGCCCAACAUCCAGGCCGUGCUGCUGCCCAAGAAGACCGACAGCCACAAGGCCAAGGCCAAGUAAGCCGGCCCCGAGGAAGCGCGCAGAGCAGCGAAGUGAAACCCAAAGGCUCUUUUCAGAGCCACCCA